ACACACACAGUUCAGAUACCAGGAUCAAAGAGUUUGAGGCAGAUGACCUUUUCUGCUAUCAGACUAUUUUGUCUGGUUCUGCACAUUUGUUUUGAAAACAGUCACGUGACUGCAGCUCAGGUAUAACUGUGACUUGCACGCAGCUCACAGUUCAUUCUGUUACAACAUGGCGAAGCGGUUCAGUCUGCAGGAGACCCUGGAUUAUGUUUUCGACUCCAAUGAUGAAGAUGUGCAAGAUACUGCAUCAGAGGACACUUCUGAAACGGAUGAAGCUCCUGAAACUGGAGACAACCAAGAGCAGGACCAAUAUCCCAUUGGAACCGAUGAAGAAACUACAGAUGAAGAGGAUGCUGAUGGGGAGCAAGACACUUACAUGUCAAAAAAUGGAAGUAUUUGCUGGACAUCAUCACCACCCCCUGCAAAACAUUCACAGACAGCACUGCAGAUGAGACCAGGAAUAACAAGGUAUGCAUGUUCUCAUGCUGAGGACAUCAAAUCCACCUUUGAGUUGUUUUUGACAGAAGAAAUUCAAUCGAUUGUGCUUAGGAUGACAAAUGUGGAGGGGAGACGGGUUUAUGCUAAUGAGUGGACGGAUCUGGAUUUGGCAGACAUCCAGGCCUAUAUCGGUGUGGUCAUUCUGGCUGGAGUUUACCGCUCUAACAAUGAGAACAUGGAAAGUUUAUGGCAUCCAGAUUCCGGAAGGGCCAUUUUUGGUGCAGUCAUGCCUUUGAAAACCUUCCGGAAAAUCUCAAGGGUCAUCAGGUUUGAUGACAAGCAAACGAGAAUUGCUCGACGUGCUAAUGAUAAAUUAGCAGCAAUCAGGGUGAUGUGGAACAAAUGGGUUGAACAGCUGCCGUUGAUGUUCAAUCCUGGCCCACAUGUCACAGUGGAUGAGUGCCUGGUGCCGUUUAGAGGGCGCUGUCCAUUCAAACAGUACAUACCCAGUAAGCCAGCGAAAUACGGCAUAAAAAUUUGGGCAGCAUGCGAUUCUCAAACAAGCUACGCCUGGCAAAUGCAAGUGUACACGGGCAAGUCUGUGAGUGGACAGCCGGAAAAGAACCAGGGGAUGAGAGUUGUCCUUGAUGUCACCAAAGGCCUGUGGGGUCACACAAUAUUCUGUGACAAUUUUUUUACUUCUCAUGCCCUAUCCCAGGAGCUGCUGAAAAGAAAAAUGACAAUGGUCGGGACAAUUCGAAGAAAUAAGCCGGAGCUCCCACCUGCCCUGCUUGCAACCAAGGACAGAGCUCGCUUUUCGUCCAUGUUUGCCUUCACGGAGACACAGUGCCUUGUGUCGUACUGUCCUAAAAAAAGAAAAAAUGUGCUUUUGCUGAGCACACUGCACAGGGACACCUCAGUGAGCAGCAGAGACGACAAAAAGCCACAGAUCAUCCUGGAUUACAACAAAUCCAAAGGAGGAGUGGACAACCUGGAUAAGAUGGUAGCCACUUACACAUGCAAAAGGAAGACAGCUCGUUGGCCACUGGUGCUGUUUCACAACAUGCUUGACGUCUCUGGAGUAAAUGCCCACGUGCUUUGGUCCGAAAUCUCUCCAGAAUGGCACGCAGGGAAAAGCUGCAGGAGAAGGCUAUUCCUGGAGGAGCUUGGAAAAGCUCUGGUGGCUCCCCUAAUGGAGAAACGUCAGCACUUUCCACGCACCCCAGCCUCUCUCUGCUUCCUAAAAAAAGCUAAAAGAUCUCUGGAGGUGGAAAAUGAAGCUUCCACCUCACAUCAACCAAGCAACCCCAAGGAAGAAGUUGAGGUGCUUCCUCUGUUCCCGUGAAAAGGAUCGAAAAACAUUACAUAAGUGCCAUGCCUGCUCCAACCCGGUCU
Molecule: messenger RNA, 1830 nt
Organism: Rhinichthys klamathensis goyatoka
Lineage: Eukaryota; Metazoa; Chordata; Actinopteri; Cypriniformes; Leuciscidae
Product: piggyBac transposable element-derived protein 4-like
Exons: 2
Coding region: 167-1780 (537 amino acids)
Source: RefSeq, a predicted model, not a curated record